GCAACAUGCUUGCAACUGUGAGUGCUUUCCAAGGUAUAUUCCUUAUUGUCCUCUCUGUGUUUGCACCUCAGAAGGGAGAAGCUUGUGAUUCAUCGGCAUGCUGUUGCGUUGACAGCGCUACUGUCACGCAGUCGGGCAACGCACUCUCAGUACAGGUCAGGCAGUCUGGUGCCGCAUCCUGCCCUUCAACAGCGACGGUGUCCUGUACUGUUCGCAGCAAGACGGUGUGUACGGAUAGGGAUGACGAUCCCUCUUUUGCUGUUUACAAAAGCGGCAAGAUUGCCUACGUUAUCAGAGACCUCGACAACGACGCCUGUGACGGUCGAUUAAGCUGUCAGUCGGGAGCAUGCGACUCUGUCUCUUUGGGUUGGGCGGGAGAGUACACGAAAACGACACAAACCCCAACCACGAAUCUUCGCUGCGAUCCAACGCAAUGCUGUUGUGCGAAAUCAGCCUCUGCGACUAGCAGCGGCUCGGAUGUCACGCUAACUGUUACUCCGACAACAGGCGCCACUGGAUGUCCGAACGGUAACAGCGAUUUCGACGUAGCCUGCAAGGUACAAGGUGAUCUGUACAUGACUUGUGGCGAUAUUAACAGCGGUUAUCUAAUAAGAAAAGAGAACGCUAACAAAGCUAAACACUACGUGUUUCACCACAACGCCGCCUGCAACGCCGCGUACGAGUGCACAGCGUCAAGCUGCAUGAUUUCCGGAGACUUUGACGGACAGUACACAUCUAUAGAUAAUACACAUGUCGCAACUACGAACGCACCAAAGGCUACUGCAGCACCAAACAAGGCUACUGCAGCACCAAACAAGGCUACUGCAGCACCAAACAAGGCUACUGCAGCACCAAACAAGGCUACUGCUGCACCAAACAAGGCUAGUGCAGCUCCGAAGAACACCAAAAGCUCUGUAACGGCAAAACCGACCCAAGGAAAGAACAACAACAGCGGAAGCGGUGUUGGCCUCGACACUGCGUCUGUAGUUGUUAUCACAGCCGGUAUUCUCUUAUGUGUUGUGUGGUGAUGGUUUACUCACUAGACAUGUAUUGGCAAGAACAGAUGAGUAGUUUGUAAUUGCAUGAAUGGUUGUUGGCCAGUGCAUGAGUCCUCUAGUUGCUUGCUACAUGCACAUCUAAUUAGAAAGCUGUCAUUUUCGUUGCAAGUCUUGCUUACUGAUUCAGUUACGUUUAUGAUUAGUAUUAUGCUUUUCAU
Corticium candelabrum is the source of this 1216-nucleotide messenger RNA. RefSeq lists its product as uncharacterized. NCBI's taxonomy places the organism in Eukaryota, Metazoa, Porifera, Homoscleromorpha, Homosclerophorida, Plakinidae. The transcript has a single exon. The record is from RefSeq and is a predicted model, not a curated record. The coding region runs from base 6 to 1028 and encodes 340 amino acids.